AUGCCUUCGCAAGGAUCUCAGCAGCUCUCUUCCUCUCCCUUGUGUCUUUCCUUGCUCAAAUUCUCUUAUGCCACCGUCUCUAACGAGAGCAUUGCUCCGAUCCCCUGGAUCCACCUCUCUAGCAAGAACAGUCUCUUUGCCGUGUUCGAAACAAGCCCGGUUCAACUGGAAGAUGGCCGUGUCGAGGAGAGACAAAGGUUCAAGGUCCUGCGGGAUCCUGAAGUAAUGGAAGAAUUGGAUCUCAAUGCCCUCUCCGCCGGAGCGCAUCGUGCAAUGGCCCAGGCACCAAACAUCAUGUCUCCUCAGAUCCCGGAUGUCACUGUCAUUGUCAAGGUGCCAAUAAUUGCCAUCAAAUAUCCCAUGCCGAAUGGACAGGUGAUGGAUGCCGAAUCCAAAGCCUUCUCUGCUCACACUGCUCCAGAUUCGCCGAUUCCAGAUCCGCUUUACUACAAAUGA
Molecule: messenger RNA, 456 nt
Organism: Capronia coronata CBS 617.96
Lineage: Eukaryota; Fungi; Ascomycota; Eurotiomycetes; Chaetothyriales; Herpotrichiellaceae
Exons: 2
Coding region: 1-456 (151 amino acids)
Biological process (GO): reciprocal meiotic recombination
Source: RefSeq, a predicted model, not a curated record